UACACAAAUUUCACAUUUAUUUUCUUCCUUUUUCAUCUCCUCUCUCUCCUCUUCUCUCUGUCUUCUCCCUUCUCCACACAACUUUAACUCUCUCUCUUUUUCAUUUCCUGCUGCAUUGUCUUUCUCUCACCUCGCCGGAAAAUGCUGCAGAUUCGACCGGUUAUCAUCCCUCUUCCUCCAACCCCUCUCUGAUCUCUCCAAAUUUCUGCAAAAACUAACCAUAAAAAGCUCCAACCUCACUCCGUUAACUUUAUUUUCCAGCAAAAAAACCGUAAAAAUGUUUGAAUCAAUGUUGGAAUUGGAAAUAAUACCACUCCCAGAAACACCAGAAAAGGAAUCUUCAAAAAACCCAUUAAUCAGAAGCAGGUCGCAAGCAACCACAAGAAGAGUUACACCAACUAACCACCAAAACGACGCCGUAGUAACCCCUCCAAUAGUAGAAAAACACCUCCCUAACGGAGAUCUGUACAAAGGAACCUUCCUAGGAAACGUCCCACACGGCGUGGGAAAGUAUCUUUGGUCAGACGGGUGUAUGUAUGAAGGAGAGUGGAAGAAAGGUAAAGCAAACGGCAAAGGCAAGUUUUCAUGGCCGUCCGGAGCAACCUACGAGGGCGAGUUCAAAGGUGGUCGGAUGGAAGGACAAGGUACUUUCACUGGUUCUGAGGGAGACACUUACAAAGGUACUUGGAUUUCUGAUAAAAAACAUGGUUAUGGUGAGAAGAGGUAUGCUAAUGGUGAUUUUUAUGAGGGUUCAUGGAGGAGGAAUUUACAGGAUGGUAAUGGUAAGUAUAUUUGGAAGAAUGGGAAUCAAUACCAUGGUGAAUGGAAGAAUGGUUUGAUUUGUGGGAAAGGUCUUUUGAUUUGGGCUAAUGGUAAUAAGUUUGAAGGUUGUUGGGAUAAUGGGAUUGUUAAGGGGAAUGGGACUUUCACUUACCCACCACCACCACCAUUACCGUUACCGCCGUCACUACCACCGUCAUUUGUGACUACUAAUCUUAAGAAACGGGUGUCGAUGGAUGGCGGUGUUGGUGUCGGAGGAGAGAGAAUAUUGCCACGGAUUUGUAUAUGGGAAAGUGAAGGUGAAGCAGGUGAUAUAACUUGUGAUAUAAUUGAUAAUGUGGAAGCUGCUUCAAUGAUUUAUGGAGAUGGAUUUGUAAGAUUAGAUCGCCAACUUGCUAAGAGUCCUUGUUGUUUUAUUAAGGAAGCUAAGAAGCCUGGCCAUACCAUUUCCAAAGGUCAUAAGAAUUAUGAUUUGAUGCUCAAUCUUCAACUUGGUAUCAGACAUUCAGUAGGAAAACAUGCUUCAGUAUUGAGGGAUCUGAAGAACAGUGAUUUUGAUCCAAAGGAAAAAUUCUGGACAAGGUUUCCACCAGAAGGUUCAAAACUAACACCAACUCAUAAAUCAACUGAGUUUCGAUGGAAGGAUUAUUGUCCUAUGGUCUUCAGACAUUUAAGGGAUUUAUUUCAAAUAGAUCCAGCUGAUUAUAUGCUGGCAAUAUGUGGGAAUGAUGCUCUUCGUGAACUUUCAUCACCUGGUAAAAGUGGUAGUUUUUUCUACCUUACUCAGGAUGAUAGAUUUAUGAUCAAGACUGUUAAGAAAUCUGAAGUCAAGGUUCUUCUUAGGAUGCUUCCAAGUUACUACCAACAUGUUUGCCGGUACGAAAACUCACUCGUGACUCGCUUCUAUGGUGUGCAUUGUGUGAAACCAGCUGGUGGACCUAAGACACGUUUCAUUGUCAUGGGCAACUUGUUUUGCUCGGAAUACCGCAUUCACCGACGAUUUGACUUGAAAGGAUCUCGACAUGGCCGCACAACAGAGAAGCCGGAGGUUGAGAUUGAUGAAACUACUACCCUCAAGGAUCUUGAUCUUGACUUUGUUUUCCGUCUCCAAAGGAAUUGGUAUCAGGAAUUGAUCAAGCAAAUUGAGCGGGAUUGUGAGUUCCUUGAAGCAGAAAGAAUCAUGGAUUACAGUCUUUUGGUUGGUGUGCAUUUUCGCGAUGACAAUACAGGGGAUAAGAUGGGCCUAUCCCCAUUCGUCCUUCGUGGUAAAAGGGAUACAUAUCAGAAUGAGAAGUACUUGCGAGGACACCGUUUUCUUGAAGCAGAACUACAGGAUAUGGACCGUGUUCUUGCUGGCAGAAAACCGUUGAUCAGACUAGGGGCAAACAUGCCAGCAAGAGCAGAGCGGCUUGCCAGGAGAAGUGAUUUUGAUCAGUACACUCCUGGGGGGUACGGCAAUUUAGCACCUGCUCGAAAUGGUGAAAUCUAUGAAGUCAUACUUUACUUUGGGGUAAUUGACAUUUUGCAAGACUAUGAUAUCACCAAAAGGUUAGAGCAUGCCUAUAAAUCUUUGCAAGCUGAUCCAACUUCAAUCUCAGCCGUAGAUCCUAAGCUAUAUUCAAAGAGAUUCCGUGACUUCAUCGGAAGAAUAUUUGUUGAAGACAGAUAGCAGUUGAAAGAGUUAAACCUAAAAUGGGUGGUACUGUUCCAUUGAAAAAGGAAUCCCCUCCAUUUCCAUGUGGAAAGAAAUCACACACUCAAGAAAGAUUCAACACUUCUCUUCUUGAUUGUAAUGUUUACAAAGAACACUCGAAGGAGGUGAAUCAGAUUCGCGAUGACUGGCUGAAAUUUUAGCCUUGGCUGAGUUUUGUGGAUCAGCUAAGAGCACAAUUGGGACGGGAUCAUAUUCUUGUACAUUCAACGGGUGGAGGUAAAUUAAAUUAAGGUGUAAAUUGGAUUGGUAUUCUUAUUUAUUACUAUAGUAUUCCUCUGUUUUGGGUCGAAUUUUGUAGGAAAUUUGAAGUAAGAGGAUUUGAAAGAAUAGGUAUAGAGAAAUGGGAAAAUGUGUUAUUUCCCCAGAAAAGAAAUUGGGAAGAGGGUGUAUGGAAUAACAAUUGUACAGGGUUAAUAGGGGAAAAAAAGAGGACAGGAUUAUUUAUCUAAAUCAUGAUUUGUAAUAGUUGUAGUUAGUGCCUUUAAGUUAAUGAUUAAGGUUGUUAAGAUGGCUUAA
This is a messenger RNA of Spinacia oleracea (spinach), 3010 nucleotides long. RefSeq names its product phosphatidylinositol 4-phosphate 5-kinase 1. Gene Ontology annotation, molecular function: 1-phosphatidylinositol-4-phosphate 5-kinase activity; ATP binding. The transcript is spliced from 8 exons. Gene Ontology annotation, cellular component: plasma membrane. The record is from RefSeq and is a predicted model, not a curated record. Lineage: Eukaryota; Viridiplantae; Streptophyta; Magnoliopsida; Caryophyllales; Amaranthaceae. Bases 278 to 2449 code for a protein of 723 amino acids. Gene Ontology annotation, biological process: phosphatidylinositol phosphate biosynthetic process.